Molecule: messenger RNA, 180 nt
Organism: Racocetra fulgida
Lineage: Eukaryota; Fungi; Glomeromycota; Glomeromycetes; Diversisporales; Gigasporaceae
Source: the annotation of a GenBank genome assembly
AUGGAUCUAAACGAAAGUAACCAGAAUGAUCAAAGUAUUCAAUACAAUUAUGAAAGCAAUUAUGAAAGUGAUCAAAGAUCUAUAAAUUUUGGGCAAAAAAGUUCUGUUAAAGAACAUGCAUCUUCAGAUCAACAUAUAGAUGCAAUAAAACUUGAUACUGCUAAAAAAUUAAAAGACUAA